This is a messenger RNA of Chondrus crispus (carragheen), 1551 nucleotides long. RefSeq names its product succinic semialdehyde dehydrogenase. The transcript has a single exon. NCBI's taxonomy places the organism in Eukaryota, Rhodophyta, Florideophyceae, Gigartinales, Gigartinaceae. Gene Ontology annotation, molecular function: succinate-semialdehyde dehydrogenase (NAD+) activity. The record is from RefSeq and is a predicted model, not a curated record. The coding region runs from base 1 to 1551 and encodes 516 amino acids.
AUGCUCGAGCGGCCGCCAGUGUGCUGGAAAGGGUUGCAGCUGAAUGAUUCCAAUUUGCUCGGAGCUGGCUCUUUCAUUGACGGCUCCUUCAGUCGCAGUCGGUCCUCUGAUGUCGACCUGAUUGUGACAAACCCGGCAAACGGGGGGAUCGUGCGCCGGGUUGUCGACAUCUCUGAUCAUGACGUCAAGAGAGCGGCUACCAGUGCAGAAACGGCGUUUCAGCUCUGGCGCCUCUCCUCGCUUAAGAAUCGCUCCGCCUUCCUUCGUCGGUGGCAUACCCUUGUCAUGGAGAAUCGCGAAGACCUUGCCCACUUGAUCACUCUCGAGAAUGGAAAGCCUCUGUCAGAGGCACGUGUUGAAGUUGACUACGCUGCUUCUUUCAUCGACUGGAACGUUCUUGCGGCUACGCAAGGACGCGGCUCACUAGCAGUGCAACACGAAGAAGAUCUAUAUGCCUCUACAACCCAUCAACCGAUAGGAGUAUGUCUGGUUAUCACGCCUUGGAAUUUCCCAGCGGCUAUGAUCGUCCGCAAGGUUGCUCCAGCGCUUGCAGCUGGUUGUGCCGUCGUUGCGAAGCCAUCAGACCUCACCCCACUGACCGCACUUGCUCUCGCUGAGCUAGCCUCACGUGCCGGUGCCCCGCGGGGUCUGUUCAACGUUCUAGCGACUACGCGCGCAGGUCCCGUCUCUGAUCUCGUAUUGCAGCAGAGAUGCAUCAGAAUGCUCUCAUUCACUGGGUCUACUCGUGUCGGAAAGUUGCUUGCUGCAAAAGCGGGACAACGACUCUUGAAGACGUCCUUAGAGCUGGGUGGCCAUGCCCCUUUUAUAGUGUACGACGACGCUGAUGUGGAGGCUGCCGUAGAUGGCUUGAUGAAAAACAAAUUUCGAGUUGCGGGGCAAACUUGCAUUGCGGCAAACCGUGUUUUCGUGCAGCGCGGUCCUAUCUACCACGAUUUUUGCACCCAGCUAACGGAAAGAAUGGCAAGUCUUGUGAUGGGGAAUGGUCUGGAGAAUGGCGCACAGAUAGGGCCAUUAAUUUCUGAGGCAGCAGUGGAACGCGUUACUGCACAUGUUGAUGACGCAGUCGCGCGUGGGGCAACCUUGGUGCUCGGUGGAACUAGCAAAACGAAGAGCAGCAGCAGCUCAGAGCUUGAGGCGUCCGACGACACCGACGAAGGCGAAGAAAAGGCAAGCUUGUUCUUUCCACCAACUUUACUGUUAGGUGUCACAGAUGAUAUGUUGCUUGCCAAGGAGGAAACCUUUGGGCCAGUGGUUGGAGUGUUAAUGUUCACCGAAGAGCGCGAAGUAAUAAGGCGAGCAAAUGACAACACAGAAGGAGGCCUUGCUUCAUAUGUCUACACCAGUGAUGCCGGGCGAGCACUGCGUGCUUCUAAAGACUUGAGCUUUGGGAUGGUUGGUGUGAAUGAGACAAAUGUGAGUAACUGUGCUACCCCGUUUGGGGGUAUGAAAGAGUCUGGCUUGGGACGAGAAGGGGGUGUGCAUAGUCUGGAAGCAUUCACGGAAGUAAAGUACGCGUUGAUGCGAUUCUGA